UUGUAUCGUUCGUAAACUGGGAAAUUAUUUUUGGAAGAGAUAAAAAUCACACGAAAUGGUGAUUAACAAGACCAAUGGCCUGGAGUACGCGUAUUUGACAUUUGGAUGGAUCGAUUACACUUUUUUCACGCUCCUGAUGGGCGUCAGUUUGGCAAUUGGCAUUUACUUUGGAUUCUUCAAAAAACAGGAUAAUACGACUGAGUAUUUUCUUGGGGGCAAGACUAUGAAUUAUUGCCCCAUUGCUAUGAGCAUUCUAGCGAGUCACGUUUCUGGAAUGACAUUGCUCGGCGUUCCUACAGAAGUCUACUUCCACGGCUCUCAAUACUUCGCUGUAGUUUUUACAGUUUUGUUUAUGGUUUUGGCAACGAUCUACAUAUUUCUACCUGUUUUCUCUAAGCUUCAAAUUCCCAGUGCGUUCGGUUAUCUCGAGGUCAGGUUCGCCCGUCCAGUGAGACUCCUCUGCUCAUUUCUCUACAGUAUCUCUCUGUUGAUCUUUGUACCGAUGGUUGUCUACGUCCCAGCAUUAGCCUUCUCUCAAGUCACUGGAUUCAGCCUUCAUGCACUCUCCCCGAUACUCUGCAUUGUUUGCAUUACUUACACGACAAUUGGCGGAUUGAAAGCUGUCGUCUGGACGGAUACAAUACAACUGUCAAUCACGUGCGGUGGUCUCUUAGUCAUUAUAGGAUUGGGAGUAAAAGCUGUCGGCGGAUUUCUGGAAGUUGUCAGAAUUUCCGACGAAGGGGGACGACUCGUAUUUUUCAACAUGGAUCCCAGUCCUUUCCAGAGAAAUACUUUCUGGGGCAUGGCUAUCGGAAUGACGUUCCACUUCACCAGCCACAUGAGCAUCAACCAGGGAUUUGUGCAGAGAUGCCUAGCGGUGCCUAGCCGAAGGGACGCGGUGAUCUCGGUUGUCCUCAUGGGAACAGGAAUGGUGCUGUUGAAAGGUCUCUCAGCAUUCGUUGGACUCAUCAUUUACGCGUAUUACCACGACUGCGAUCCUCUAGCGAUUGAUGCGAUAGACAGGGACGAUCAAUUAUUCCCUUAUUACGUGAUGGAUGUGGCCGGACACUUGCCCGGACUUCCAGGUCUAUUUCUAGCGGGUUUAGUCAGCGCUGCUCUGUCGACGAUGAGCGCUAAUCUCAAUACCGUAUCGGGGAGUUUAUAUGAAGAUUUUAUUGAACCUUGGGUCCCCGAGGGCCCCAGAAAGGAAGUCAUCGGUGCAAAUAUCAUGAAGGCAAUAGUUGUUGUAUUCGGUUGCCUGGCUGGGGGUCUGGUAUUCGUAGUUGAGCAUUUAGGGACUGUCUUCCAAAUGGGAAUAGCCUUGAAAUCCCUGCUAGACGGCCCGGUCCUCGGACUAUUUGUCCUUGGCAUGAUGGUGCCUUGGGUUAAAACUCGAGGGGCCAUUACCGGCGCCCUGUUGUCCAUUGGCAUUAUGGCAUGGCUGAUUUUUACAACUCAGUGGUACCAGUCCCAGGGACGAAUCAUGAAUGAUCCAUUACCGGUUAAUGUGCAUGGCUGUGCUGCACCGUGGAAUGAGACCAUCAUUCCAACGCAACCACCAAUUUCACCGGACGAUGAGCCCUCGAUGAUUUAUCAGAUUUCGUUUUUGUAUUACACACUUAUUGGAUUUUUUUUCACUCUCUUUCUGUCAAUUACUGUCAGCCUUUUGCUGGGGGAAACUGAUAUCUCGGAGGUUAAUCCCGAUCACAUUACUCCGUGCAUUCAAAGAUUUUUGCGGAGGAGAAAGUACGCGGAAGUUCCGCUGAGGGACGUCGACACAGUCGCAAUGACCAGUGGCGAAAAUAAAUGAAUCCACUUCUCAUUUUUGUCAUAUAUAUUUCUGUCACAGAUUAUCAAUUACAGUAUUUAUAUCCUUGUGUUUUUGUAAAUGUUUCUUCCUUAUUGCGUUCUCGUGCGCAUUCUCUCUCUUCAUCUCAACCAGCAUUUAAAUAUUGCACUUUUCUUUGUAAGAAAUAAAUACUAAAGCAAUGAGACGUUACAAAUUCA
Molecule: messenger RNA, 2007 nt
Organism: Diachasma alloeum
Lineage: Eukaryota; Metazoa; Arthropoda; Insecta; Hymenoptera; Braconidae
Product: sodium-coupled monocarboxylate transporter 1
Exons: 8
Coding region: 56-1810 (584 amino acids)
Biological process (GO): sodium ion transport; transmembrane transport
Cellular component (GO): membrane
Molecular function (GO): symporter activity
Source: RefSeq, a predicted model, not a curated record